AAAAAGGAAAAGUAUCGCGAAAUUAAACAAAUGCAUCAGAUAUAUAGCAAUGCCUACUGCACGAUAGCAUUGAUACCAGAUUUUUACGUGGAUCCACAAAACACAUCACAGUUGGGUCAACCUGUCCAAGCGCCUAAUACAUUAUAUACCUGGAUUGCGCAAUUUGAAUGGUUCAGCCGCGUGUGGACACUUGAAAAAGCAAUAAUGUCUUCACGGAUAAUUUUUGUAGGUCGCAAUAUACAUACGUGGUGGUAUGCCGCACGCAAUUUUCCGCCUCUGGCACCCCUCUGCCUACCAUCGCAACAAUGACACAAUGCCUGCACUGUUCUGCAGCACGCGCAGAUGCGCACAACAAAAGAGUCCAUUAAUCGAGUCGAUGGUGCACUUUUACGGCGAGUAAGCAGAAG
Molecule: messenger RNA, 407 nt
Organism: Zychaea mexicana
Lineage: Eukaryota; Fungi; Mucoromycota; Mucoromycetes; Mucorales; Lichtheimiaceae
Exons: 2
Coding region: 31-309 (92 amino acids)
Source: RefSeq, a predicted model, not a curated record